Messenger RNA from Orcinus orca (killer whale), 1911 nucleotides. RefSeq names its product golgi transport 1A (gene GOLT1A). Bases 29 to 700 code for a protein of 223 amino acids. Lineage: Eukaryota; Metazoa; Chordata; Mammalia; Artiodactyla; Delphinidae. Gene Ontology annotation, biological process: retrograde transport, endosome to Golgi; endoplasmic reticulum to Golgi vesicle-mediated transport. The record is from RefSeq and is a predicted model, not a curated record. Gene Ontology annotation, cellular component: endoplasmic reticulum; membrane. The transcript is spliced from 5 exons.
CGCGCGCGCGUCUGUCUAGGGGGAGUAAAUGAUUUACCAGAGGCUCAUUUCACAACUUACCAAGGGUCAGCUUCCCUUGGGCAUGUACAAGUUCGGUCCUCUGGGCUCCUCACCCCUUGCCAGCUUCCACCCGGGAGGUCCCCCAGGCAGCCCGCAGCAUGAUCUCCAUCACCGAAUGGCAGAAAGCCAAGAUUCCUGGAUGGCAAUGGAGCCACGCCAUCCCCCGCCCCCCAGAGGGCACCUGUCCAGCGGCAAUGGGGGGAAGUUCCAGCAUCCCAAGCUGCUCCCCAAAGCCCAUCCCACCACAGCCUCCUUGCCCAUUGCAGAGAUUGGUGUGGGCACCACCGGCUUCGGCAUCUUCUUCAUCGUCUUUGGAAUGUUCCUGUACUUUGAUUCGGUGCUCCUGGCCUUCGGAAACCUGCUGUUCCUGACUGGCCUCUCCCUCAUCAUCGGCCUGAGGAAGACGUUUUCCUUCUUCUUCCAGAGGCACAAGCUCAAGGGGACCAGCUUCUUCCUGGGGGGCGUGGUCAUCGUGCUCCUGCGCUGGCCCCUCCUGGGCAUGUUCCUGGAAACCUAUGGCUUCUUUAACCUCUUCAAGGGCUUUUUCUCUGUCGCCUUUGACUUCUUGGGCAAUACCUCCAACAUCCCCUUCCUGAGCGUGCUGUUCCGGAGGCUUCAAGGCACCAGCUCAAUGGUCUGAACAGCAGAGAUAAGCUGCUUGAACUUGGAUCAUUGGUUCAGGGGGCUGGAAAGGAAAUGGGGGCCACCCCCUCAGGCCCCCACCCCGCACUGACUCAUCUCCCCAUCAUACCCGGACCUCUCCAAGUCCAGAAGGAAGGAUGGAGCCGAGUGACUGACCUCAAAUCCCCAAGUCAAUGCAAGACGCUGUCAGGACCAUUGGGAGCGGAGAUCCAGGUCCUGUGGAGAUUGAACGGGGAUCACACCCCACCCUGUAUUUAUCAGAGGAAAAGCAAAGAUUAAAUCCCCAAGCUGUAAAUGUGCCUGAGACUCAAAGUCAGUGUCUGUAGCCCAUUAAGUCCAUUCUCUGACUCAGGGCAGGCCCACACACAUGGCAAGAAGCAGGCCUGCUCUCAUGACCUAUCAUUCUUACCCUCGUGUCUACUAGUCCUAAUGAGUGAGAUAAUAUGUUUGCAAGCCCCUGUUGGCAGGAGGUAUUAAACAAGUGAUGGGUAUUAAUCCCCAUCAUGGUGGGAAGUGCUUCUCAACCAUUAAUUAGGUGGAUGUCUGCACAGCUCACCCACCAGGUAGCCUCUGUGCCGAGGUAGAGACAUAGCCCCUACCUUCCAAGGGCCCCAGUCUCUGUCCUGGGAAGCACUUUAUUCAAGGGUAAAGCGCAUCCUUGCAGGCCCAAGAAAGAGACAGGCGUCCCCUGCAAUGCGUACAUUUAAAAAGUCUCUGUGAGGGCCCCUGCGUCUGUACGGAGCAAAGGAGCGGGUGCUGAGGGUGCAAAGGGAAGGAGACCUGCCCCACUUCAAAGCGAGGCUCACAACAAUUCCAAAACCGUGUGAUCGAGGUGCCACAGGACAUGACUGUGGGGCUCCAGGAGCAGCACCUCCGGACACACUGCAGCUGGAAGGCACUCCUCCGAGUUCCCUUAGUGCUUCCCAGGUACGCCCACCUUCUAGAGCUGCAAAGCUGCUGCUUUCUUAGCCAGCUGCUCACAUACCUGUCUCGCCCAUCGGACCUCGGCAUGUUCAUCUCCAAACCCUGUGCUGAGCCCGUGCUCAGGAAUUGCUUGGGGAAAGAAGGGAGGAAGGAAGGAAGAAAAAAAGAGACAAUCCCCCCACCCAGUCCCAGAUCCCAGCCCAGGAGCCGCCUUCUGGUCUGAGACCCCAAUUGAGCUGCCAGAGCCGGGAGCACACGGGGAGCAAGGAGCCCCCAGGGCAGACU